AUGACUAUCGCGACGGAUGGUUUUGAAAUCGCUGUUCAGGAUCUCACAUUCCACCACAACGCGGCGCACGAGCCUGCUCUCAAGGAUAUCAACCUUCUUCUACCCAAGGGCUCGCGCACCGUCCUGAUUGGCGCCAAUGGAGCUGGCAAAUCGACGCUUCUGCAGAUCCUGGCUGGAAAGAGGCUCAUCUCCGGCGCCAACGCGCGCGUCAUGGGGCGCGACGUCUUUCGCGACAGCCCGCGCGGGAUCACGCAUCUCGGGACCGAGUGGGCGAUGAACCCUGUAGUGCGCGGCGAUAUCGGGGUCGAGCAUUUCCUCGAUUCGGUGGGCGGCUACCGCUACAAGGAGCGCCGCGACGAGCUUCUGGAAAUCCUCGAUGUUGACCUUGACUGGCGCAUGCAUCGCAUCUCUGACGGCGAACGCCGCCGUGUGCAAUUAUGCAUGGGUCUUAUGGCUCCCUGGGAUGUGCUCCUCUUGGACGAGAUCACCGUCGAUCUCGACGUCCAGGUCCGCGACGAUCUGCUUCAGUUCCUCAGGCGUGACAGCGAGGCGCGCCAGGCCACAAUUCUGUAUGCUACGCACAUCUUCGACGGGCUGAGCAGCUUCCCGACCCACAUUGCUCACAUGCGCUUGGGUGCAUUCGUCCAACAGCCGAUUGCCUGGCCGUCCUCGGACUUCAAGGGCGCAUCCCUCUACAACGUCGCGCUUGAUUGGUUACGAGAGGACAUGCGCCUCAGGCGUGAGCUUGAAUCAAGUGGGGGACGCAAGGUGCGCGGGCCCCGCCGCGGCGCCUCUACUGUCCCGACCGACUCGGAGACGUUCUACAAGAAAUAUGACUACAGCCACUAG
Molecule: messenger RNA, 849 nt
Organism: Peniophora sp. CBMAI 1063
Lineage: Eukaryota; Fungi; Basidiomycota; Agaricomycetes; Russulales; Peniophoraceae
Source: the annotation of a GenBank genome assembly